Molecule: messenger RNA, 1122 nt
Organism: Budorcas taxicolor (takin)
Lineage: Eukaryota; Metazoa; Chordata; Mammalia; Artiodactyla; Bovidae
Product: syncytin-B
Source: RefSeq, a predicted model, not a curated record
AUGGGAAGAUCCGGUCGGGGGCACCAAGCAACAGCUCAUCUGGACUCCCCCACGAGAUUUAAGAACUCCCCAGCCAUCUUUGGGGAAGCCUUGGCUUCUGACCUGAACUCAUUCCAUCCGGAAGAGUAUGGAUGUUGGCUCCUACAAUAUGGGGAUGACCUGCUGCUGGCCGCCAAGACCAAGGAAAAAUGCUGGGAAGGGACAAAAGCACUGCUCCAGCUGCUGCUGAAAGCAGGUUACCGGGGGUCGAAGAAGAAGGCACAGAUCUGCAAGGAGGAGGGCCCUUUUGUUAUUCUAACUACCCUUACUGCAGUUAAAGUUGCAGGUAUUGUCCCUUGGAUCAAUCAUACGAGGGUGAAGAGAACAUGCCACGCAGAUCCAAAAAACACUGAGUGGACUGCACAGAGGGACCCCGCUGACCCUCGAGAGACUAAGACCAUCCUUAAGAAGAAGGAAAAGAAGAUCCUGGACGAGCCCCUUCAGGAUGAAGCCGCACAAUCAACUCCUGCUGCUUGGCCUCAUCAACCCCCAGUAAAUCUACCUUAUUUACAUGCUAUGUGGACAAGAUCUGUGUUUCAAUGAUAUGAGUAUAUUGCUGCCUUAUUCGUAUCCUCUAUAGGGACAACAGAUAUCAUGAUUAGAGUAGAGGCCUUGACUAAUUUCACAAAACAGGCCCUCCUAGAUAGAGCAAAAGCCAUCCAAGCCUUAAAUGAAGAGCAAAUCCAAAUGAGAAAAGCGGUAAUUCAUAAUAGAAUGGCUUUGGACAUACUCACAGCUGCUCAAGGAGGGACCUGUGCUAUAAUUAAGGUUGGAUGUUGUGUAUACAUUCCUGACUUAUCUGGUGAUGUAUCGACUGCUGUAGAUGACAAAAACCAGGUAAAAGCAACGUCAAAUGAAAACAUUCCUUUCUGGACUUCGGUCCUAUCUUGGGUGAAGGGCGAUUGGUGGAAAACUAUAUUUACCACUGUUACAGUUGCCUUGAUAGUUCUGCUUUGUGGACCUUGAAUUUUACAAUGUAUUAUGAACUUUGUAACCUGAAAGUUGAUGUCAUUCUCCCAAACUGGCGGUCGGAGAGCCAGGGUGCAGUAUAUCCCUAUGAAUGAUGCUCAUAAUAUGAGUUAA